This is a messenger RNA of Mesorhabditis spiculigera, 1251 nucleotides long. The record is from the annotation of a GenBank genome assembly. NCBI's taxonomy places the organism in Eukaryota, Metazoa, Nematoda, Chromadorea, Rhabditida, Rhabditidae.
AUGACGUGGCUACCGUACGUGGUGUUGAGUCUUUGUUUUCUAGGCGUCAGGAGUAGAAAAGUUACAUUGGACCAGCAGCAUGAUUCUUUUGUAAUUUAUGGUGGCGAGUUGCUGCAGAAGGUGCAACUACAAAUCCACUGCGAUAGGGAGCCAUGUAGUGUACGAAUUGAAACACUAAUCCGGUUUCCCAAUGAUACUGAUUUUAGUAUCGUUUCAAGCGCCGGCACUACAAAAUACGAUCAUGUGGGAAGUCCGACGUACACGCUACCUGCUACGGUUAUAUUCAGAAGCGUCGAUACCUCUGAUCCGCACUUUGUAAUUGCUUUUCGAAUUGUUGAUGGCGAACAACCAGCUUCGAAUCUGGCCCUCGUCGGUGCUGUCGAAGACUACACCGAUGUCACCCUCGACCACAAAACCUCGGCGAUCACCUUAGUAAUGGGCAAAACCGAUCACCCCUACCUGGAAAUCUCUCAACUAAAGACAACCCCCGAUUGCCCACUGCACUUUUUUGCCGGAAGUUUGCCAUCAAACGUUUCGAGCAAGGGAAGCGAUUCAGAUACGCUGUUGUUUAAAUACGAUGGUUCAACGUAUUUCCAAACGAGCAUCCUGAAAAAUCAGGUUGUCUCUGUUUGGAUUCCAGAUAAUUGCCAAGCAAGCUUCAUAUACCAGGCACCGAUCGCAAGAACGCUUGAAAGUGGUGAGUAUCGUAGCGGGUCGAGCGGAUAUUUUGUAAGCUACGAUUGGGCGGAACCGUUUGAAGAUGCUGGUUUUUACCAUGAGUUUUUGCAAGGGACGCUGACCGGUUCCGCUAACCUUCCUAAUCAAACAAUUUAUCUCAAGGUGAAGGCAAAUCCGUCAAUUAAUGAAUCCUUGACACUGACGACCUCUGAUGCGGAGUCGAACCAAAUUUGGGAAUACAAAAUCGACCAACCGCUCGAACGUGUUUUCCGAACUCAUGGCCAGCAAUUCAGCUUCCAAUGGACCCCGAAUGCAAAUGAUGCAAACGCCACCCAGCAGGGAUUCGCCAUCUAUUAUUGGAUCCCGGAUGAGAUUGUGACGACAACCACCAGCACCACAACGACCACCACCACCAAUGCUAAGACAAGUCGUGCGACUGUCGCUCCAUCCCCGACUACUGGAAAGAAAGACGAUCCUACUGUUACUACGGCUUUUCUAGAACCCACAACUUCUCCAGCGCCAAAACUUGUCUCUGUUUUUUGCCUAUUGAGUGCAAUUCUGGUAACAUUCUUC